Molecule: messenger RNA, 1627 nt
Organism: Ixodes scapularis (black-legged tick)
Lineage: Eukaryota; Metazoa; Arthropoda; Arachnida; Ixodida; Ixodidae
Exons: 2
Coding region: 158-1534 (458 amino acids)
Molecular function (GO): zinc ion binding; nucleic acid binding
Source: RefSeq, a predicted model, not a curated record
CCGACUUCGACGCCCGCGACGCUCUGCUUUCUUCUGUUUCCUUCUUUAUUUUUGGCACAAGUUCGCCACAUUAAACGUUUAUUUAUUUCUGUUUAUUUCUUGUUUAUUGGUCACGACUCACCACCCGUGACAUUCUGGUGGAGGUGCGGGGUACCGCAUGUCCGUGCAGCGCAGCCCUCCGAGUUCCCGCAGUACAAGUCCAAACCCCAGCUCCGGAGGACCCGACGAAGACCAGAUCGAGACCCGGUCAAGUCGCCGCAUCCGAGGUCUACCCCCGGAACACGGACUUCUGCCACCCACGACCAAGCCGAAGACGACGAUGGCCAACCAGGCGCAGACCCCGGCCGCUUCUGCCGUUGUGUACCUGCCGAUCGCACCCAGGACUCCAACGCCUUUCCACGGAGACGUCCACGAGGACGUUGAAGACUGGCUGCAACACUACGAACGUGUAGCCCGCCACAACGGAUGGACGACUGAACAAUACCUCCACAAUCUCUACUUCGCGCUUGAAGGAACUGCGAGGCAUUGGUUUGAAAACCACGAAGCGUCCUUCACUACGUGGGAGUCCUGCGCCGCGGAGUUGAAGCGAACGUUCCUCAACCACCACCGUCGGCAGCGAGCGGAGGACCUUCUCCAAACAAGGGUGCAGGGCCCCAACGAAAGCGUGACCAGCUUCGUAGAGGAUGUCAUGCGCCUAUCUGCCCGAGCCGAUCCGGAGGCAGCCGAUGAGAAGAAGCUCCGCGUCCUCAUGCGUGGCGUGAAGGCUGAAAUUUUUGGGGGCCUUGUCCGCCAUCCCCCGACAACCGUCGACGGUUUUGUGGCUGAAGCCACUAACAUCGAGCGAGCGCUGUCGGCCCGAGCAAGCCAUUACCAUCGACUCGCCGGCGUGCCUGCUCCUCGAACCGCCGCAUCUUGCCGACUAGACCUGAACGCCAUCGGUGUCGACGGCCUUCGGGAAAUCGUCCGCGACAUCGUCCGGGAGGAGCUCCGGAAGCUGCUGCCUGCUGCCAACCAGCCGGCUGAGCUGUCGAUCGCCGAAGUGGUGCGCGAAGAAGUCCAGCGGGCAAUUCAACCGGAGGCUCCUGCCUGCGUAGCACCACCCGAAGAGCCCGCCCUGACCUACGCCGCAGUGGCCCGACGGCCACCGCCUCCUCGCCGCACCUAUGUCACGCCGCCCCGACGUCAGUCUCCUGCGCCGCAGCACGACCGACGCCACGACGACCAGGUCCAGUACGCCUGCCCGGAGCCUCGCGCACCCCGCAAGACCGACCUGUGGCGAACGCCCGACCGACGCCCUCUGUGCUUCCAUUGCGGGGAAGCGGACCACACCUACCGCCGAUGCCCAUACCGACGACUCGGGCUACGCGGGUUCCACCCGAACGACCCGCGCCCCCGUCAUGGUGAACGCCCUAUCGAGAUCGACGAGUACCUGCGACGACCUCAGUCCCCCGAGCCUGCGUCCCGCCGAGAGUUCCGGUCGCCGUCACCGCGACGUCCAGCUUCGCCGAUGCACCGACCGCGACGGUCUCCGUGAAAGAAAGGGAAGCCAUCCAGCAGCAGGUACAAGAAAUGCUUGACGACGACAUUAUCCAGCCCUCAAGCAGUCCGUGGGCUUCACCGGUAGUCC